AUGGCAGAAACACCAACAAGGCAACAAGUCGGGUAUUGAGGGAGGCGACUGGGGAGUUUUCGUGUCGUGCGACUUGGGAAAGGAAGGAAAGUGUAUGGCAGAGGUAGUGGAUGUUUUCUCGCAGGUUAGUAGCAUGAAGGGCAGACUUUGCGCAUAGGAAAAAAAAAAAACCCACGGUAUCUGGCAGACUGAUAAAUGCUCCUCAAUCUAACUUAUUUUGUUUUUUUAUCUCCAGAGUGUGGAGUCAUCCAGCAGUGACAGUUAUGGAGACAAGCCCGACUCGGAUGAGGAGGAUGACGAUGAUGACAUCGAGGCCCUAAUCAGAAAAGAGGUCGAAGGACUGAAGCCCAGCGCGAGCAAGUCGCGCCCGUUUCAUGCCAUCAGAAUGGAUUUGCCGUGUCUGUUGUUUGUGCGAUUUGACAAAUCCAUCAAUCCAGAGGAAAUGGUACAUAAACUUUGCUUAGAUGCAGCUGCCAACCCUGAAAAGAAGCGAUCUCGAUACAUCCAACGCAUGACACCUGCAAUUUCCGUUCGCAAAACUCUCAGUGUCGACCUGGAGUCUUUUGCACGGGAAGUCCUCAAACCGCAUUUCCAUUCCGGGGGGCCUCCCAAGAAGUACGCAAUUCGGCCUGUCGUGCGAAGCAACAAGAAGUUCAAUCGCGACAUAGUCAUCAAGACUGUUGCAGAUGUCGUGGGGCCCGAGCAUCCUGUUGAUCUCAAGAACUAUGACUUGAUCAUCCUCGUCACCGUUAUCCAGAAUGUCAUUGGCAUGAGUGUUGCCGGAAGCGACUACGAUCGGUUAAAGAAGUAUAACCUGGCCGAGUUAUACAGUCCAGCAGCGACAUCAGAGGCAGAGGCCGCUGAAUCUACGAAGGACUAACCCCACAUUCUCCCCGAGGAACUUUUGGACGAACAACUGGCGUAGGGCAAAUCUUGAAUGAGUGGCGAAGUGUGAUCGCCUCAUCAGUUCCACGAAGACAAAAGCUAGAAAUGUGUAUAUACAAAGUUUGCGAUAUCCUAACAACUGAAUUGCCCUCUC
Messenger RNA from Aspergillus eucalypticola CBS 122712, 1039 nucleotides. Its product is annotated as THUMP domain-containing protein. Lineage: Eukaryota; Fungi; Ascomycota; Eurotiomycetes; Eurotiales; Aspergillaceae. The record is from RefSeq and is a predicted model, not a curated record. The transcript has 4 exons. Gene Ontology annotation, molecular function: RNA binding. Gene Ontology annotation, biological process: tRNA modification. The coding region runs from base 386 to 880 and encodes 164 amino acids.